AGCCAUUCAGUGCUAGGAAUUGUUCAAUGGGUGGUGGUAGUCGUAACGUCACGAUUCCGCCAUUCUGUGCUCUGUCCCUUUAAAAGCACUCGGUGGUUUCCGGAGUUAGUCGGCAGUGCUCGUCAUCAACCUCUUUCACUGCGGCUCCAUCGCCGAGCGGACUGGCCCGCUGCUCUCAUCCGAGAACUCAGUGCACACUGCCGGAUCUAUUAAACCACCAACACCGGCUCCCUGAAAGCCUCCAGCUCCUGUCAAAAUGCAGGCUAUCAAAUGUGUGGUGGUGGGAGACGGGGCGGUGGGUAAGACCUGUCUGCUGAUUAGCUACACCACCAAUGCCUUCCCCGGUGAAUACAUCCCCACUGUCUUUGACAACUACUCCGCCAAUGUGAUGGUGGAUGGGAAACCAGUGAAUCUGGGCCUUUGGGAUACAGCAGGACAGGAGGACUACGAUAGGCUCAGACCACUGUCUUACCCACAGACGGAUGUGUUCUUGAUAUGCUUCUCCCUGGUCAGUCCGGCCUCCUUUGAGAACGUCCGAGCUAAGUGGUACCCCGAGGUGAGACACCACUGCCCCAACACGCCCAUCAUCCUCGUGGGCACCAAGCUGGAUCUGCGAGAUGACAAGGACACCAUUGAGAGGCUGCGAGACAAGAAGCUUUCCCCCAUCACCUACCCACAGGGCCUGGCCAUGGCGAGAGAGAUUGGGGCCGUGAAGUACCUGGAGUGCUCCGCGCUGACCCAGCGAGGCCUGAAGACGGUAUUCGACGAGGCCAUCCGAGCCGUGCUCUGCCCUCCGCCUGUGAAGAAGAGGGGGAAGAGGUGCACCAUGUUCUGAGGAGGAAACCCCGCCCCCCCUACACUACACUACAUCACCAUGUACAACAACCACUACUUCUCUGAGAGGAUGAGAGAGAAAACUAGCAAGAGUGAGUGUGCACUGCUGAGAUUGCUUUCUUUAUAUUGAUGUUUUUUCAAAGCGACAUUGGUAUAUUUAAUCCAAUUUUUUUACCAUAACUGAAUAGGCUCAUAGUUUCUCUGUGAAAGACAUUGACUGUCCACCUACUUUGUACUCAUAGAACCACAUCAAGUUGCCAUGAGGGCUGACAAAGGUCUCCAUUUACUGCAUUCUGCGACAUCUCUUCUUUUUCAGCCAUGCUUGCUUGAAUUAAUGCACUGUUGACGAGAUGGAAAGGGAACUAUGAAUACGCCUUCAGGUCUGAAGUUACCCUCAGCUGCUGAUCUAAGAUCAGCAUGCAAUGCGUACUGCUGGCAUGCACACACAAAUCUGUUGGAAAAAAUGAUACUACUGCCUGCGUUCACUAAACUUCACGACUAGAGCAUAAGUCAAAGGGAAAUUCAGAUUUUUUUUUUUUUACAACCAAUUUUUUGUAGUCUUGGCCCCUCAUUCCAACCAGUGAUGACGUAAAUGUUGAGAUUUCAGGAACCUAAUGAUUCCAGAAACACAAGAAAGUGCUUUAACGAAACUGCAGCUGCUGUUCUUCAUCCUGACGCGUUCUCCUUCAAUGGCCCCAGGUCUACAGCUAGUUUAAAGGGGAACCGUUGGAUCUUUCAACCCGGCCCCUAUUGUCCCAUGUUUUUGUGUGUAAGUGACUAAUGAGGACAAGAAUUUAGCCACCGAGCUGCGAGGGCAACUCCUCACCGUCAACAGGCAGUCACUAGAAGUCAUUUGUGUCUCUUUUGAAGCUCCGAUUGUUUUUAGAAGUGUCCUUCCAACAUUAUGGAAAGAACCCUCCGGAGAGGGAAGAGAGGAGGAGGUGAGCGAUGAUUAUUAUUAUUUCUGUCCAAUGCAAUAUUAUUUGUGAUGUAGGGAGAGCAUUUAGCUAAAGGGGAGGUGGCUUGUUGCCUGGAGUAUGUGAGGGUUGGAGAGUGGUGUGUCCCAGGAAGAGUUUGUUGUGAUGGAAGACAGAAAGCGUAGUGUAAGAUUUAUUAUUGAUUUAUUACACAGUACACAGACGCUGUGACCCUGUGUUCAGAUCUCACAACGAGACUUGAGCGAGACUUGGUGAGGAAGUGAAAGGUAAAAAAUAAGUUAUAUUUCUCCUGCGGGGUUCUUUCCAUUAUGUUGUCAGACACACGCUGAGCCCGUCGGGUAAAAGAACAACAAGCACUUUUACUGGACAUUCAUUGACCGUGAGGAGUUGAUCGAGCAAUUACACCUGCAGCGCUCUCCCUCAAUACCGGAGCAAAUAGGGUUCAAUAGUCACAAAUACAUGGGAGAAUAGGGUCCAGGAUGAACAAAUAAAUAAAUAAUAAAAAGCGCCAGUGAACCCUUGAGAUCAUUUUGUCAAAUAAAAAAAACAUUUCGCUGUCUCACCCGAUCUGUGCUCUCCUUUACGAUGGACAGAGACCACGGUGGCGUUCUUACUGUGGACAAACAUCUGAUCUUAGUCCAGUGUCUUUGGGUAACUUCAUCUAACUGUGAACACGUGACAGACAAGCAUGCCAAACAUGGGGGCCGUACACCCUUGCUGCCUGAGUUCUGCCUCUGAGGCUGGAGGAGCUUGCAUGGGUCUUAAAAUAUUCUGUCUUAAUUUAUCCCAUUAUUCUUGAUCUUGUCUGUGUGUGUGUGUGUGCGUGUGUGCGUGUGUGCGAGCGUGCGUGCGUAUGUGUCUCUGCGCACGAGCGUGUGGACGAGCAUGUGUCGUAUCAGUGAGGCAGCUUUGUUUCACGGUUUGGGGGCAGUGCAUAAAAGACAGUAUUGUUUUGAGCCAAGUUUUUUAGUGUCCAGUCUUUUGGUACUAUUUCAUAUUGUAUUGUAGUAAACACGAGACUUUUCAACAAUCUGUGGACAUAAAGAAAGAAAGGGAGAAAAAAAAUGAAGGAUAUUAAUGACAUCUAGUGAUGUAUGGAAUAAUCCUUAGAAAAGGAAAGCGUUAUGAAUAUCUACAUGUACCUGAAUAUUUAGCUCUUAAAACUAAAACAAUUGAAACUAAAGGGAUUAUAGUUGCUUGUGUUGAAGUUAGAAGUGUUGCUAACAGUGUACAAUAAUAAAGGGGCCGAUCCUUGUGGAGCUUGAAAUGCAUCUCUGUGUGGUCACAGGCCGGCAGUGUGUCUGUCUCCCUCUCGUGGCGAGACGCAGCACUGCGGUCCAUCCGUCACGCUGUCUUUGGUUGGCAUAGCAAACUGUGUGGUUGAAUCAUGUCGUGUGGUCCCGCCCACUGAGGUGUUGAACUGUAGAGGAGAAAAGACACUCUAAUCUACUAUUGCAUGGAAGUUCUCUGGUUAUUUGACCCACUGUAAUUCUUAGGAGAGGUUGUAUAAUGAAAUGCAUUGGCCAUGUACGUAUGUAAUGUAAGAUGACUUGUAUACUUGUUCCAACUGUUUGUCUUAUUUUUUAUUACUUCACGUCUGUGUGGUGAAAUAUUUCAAUUUUUUGUAUACUAAAUACAAAUGUAUAUGUAAGGCA
Molecule: messenger RNA, 3427 nt
Organism: Cyclopterus lumpus (lumpfish)
Lineage: Eukaryota; Metazoa; Chordata; Actinopteri; Perciformes; Cyclopteridae
Gene: rac3b
Product: Rac family small GTPase 3b
Exons: 7
Coding region: 257-835 (192 amino acids)
Biological process (GO): cortical cytoskeleton organization; establishment or maintenance of cell polarity; small GTPase-mediated signal transduction
Cellular component (GO): cell cortex; plasma membrane; cytoskeleton
Molecular function (GO): GTP binding; protein kinase binding; GTPase activity
Source: RefSeq, a predicted model, not a curated record